AUGACUGACGAUUUGCGCAACGGAAGUGCCAUUCCAUUGCUCCAGCUCAUCCCGCCAUCCUCCCAGCUACACUUCGAGACGCCUUCGAAGCGUAUCAACGAUGGCGACGACCUCUCCUUCUUCCUGCGGAGCUGUGCCUACGCCGACAUCAUGACCUGGCUUCUCCAGUUGAACCGAUCUAUGAUUCCUCAACGACGUCCACAUGAUCCAAGUGUCGUCGACACAUGGCCACUCAAAUCACCAAACAUCAACAUCUCUCCGCAUGUAGCCAGACUGAACAAACUCAUCCGCUCGCUCGAUGGUCUUAUGGACGAGGCACCUCCAGAGUCUGGCCCCCGCAGGUUUGGCAAUGCAGCCUUUCGCAAAUGGCACAGGGCUGUCCAAGAAGCCACCCCAUCUCUCUUGAGAGACGCCCUCUCGGACACGGUGUGGGGCCGUGCUCAAGGCGACGCCGACCUGAUUUCACUAAACCACGAAAUCGCCGCAUACCUUCUGGGUAGCUUUGGAAGUCCCGAGAGACUUGACUAUGGUACCGGUCAUGAGCUGAGCUUCCUUGCCUUCCUGGCCUGUAUUUGGAAGCUGGGUGGCUUCUCGAACGCAGACCCUGGUCACGAAGAGAGAGGCAUUGUCACCGCCAUCAUACAGCCCUAUCUUGAACUGGUGAGAAAACUCAUCUUGACCUACACUCUCGAGCCUGCUGGUUCUCACGGAGUAUGGGGACUUGAUGACCAUUCUUUCAUACCAUAUGUCCUAGGUUCUGCUCAAUAUUGCGCUCCUAUCGACCAUGAUUCCAUCAAGGUCCCCAACGAAGGUUCGCUUUUGGCUUCGCCUUCGCCAACUCGAACCGCAAAGAAUGACUCGGCCGAAAUGUACAGAGACUCCAACAUGUACUUUUCUGCAAUUGCCUUCAUCUUUGAUGUCAAGAAGGGUCCCUUCUGGGAGCACAGCCCUACGCUGUAUGAUAUCUCCGGCAUCAAGGACGGUUGGGCUAAGAUCAACAAGGGGAUGAUUAAGAUGUACAACGCCGAAGUGCUCUCCAAGUUUCCAGUUGUCCAGCAUUUCCCAUUUGGUUCACUCUUUCGAUGGGAGCAAGAUGCAAGCGCUCCGGUGCCUGCAGCAUCGCCUCACAUGGGGUCUCAGCCGAGGCCUUCCAAAUCACCCAGCUCGAACAACACAACCUUUCCCCAGCCGUCGACGCGAGCACCAUGGUCAGGUACGGUAGCACCACCAUCGGCAACACCUGUCACUGCCGCACCAAGGGCAGCGACAGGGUCAUCAUCUGCAGCGAAUUUCGCAAGGGCAAGGGCCCCACCAGGCCCAAAUCGAUAA
Molecule: messenger RNA, 1329 nt
Organism: Aureobasidium pullulans EXF-150
Lineage: Eukaryota; Fungi; Ascomycota; Dothideomycetes; Dothideales; Saccotheciaceae
Product: Phosphotyrosyl phosphatase activator
Exons: 3
Coding region: 1-1329 (442 amino acids)
Biological process (GO): mitotic spindle organization
Cellular component (GO): nucleus; cytoplasm; protein phosphatase type 2A complex
Molecular function (GO): protein tyrosine phosphatase activator activity; peptidyl-prolyl cis-trans isomerase activity
Source: RefSeq, a predicted model, not a curated record